GACGUACAAGCAGAAAUAGAGUCAUUGAAUGAAAUAAGGAAGCUUGUAUCUUUAGGGAGCCUCGCACAACCAAGUAUAUGUCUUUAUACGUUUCAUCAUACACAGGAUCAGCUCAAUUGUAUUGUUAUAUCCGAGGAUGCAACGCUUAUAGCCGGAGGCUUUUCGGAAUCAUUUAUCAAAGUAUGGAACCUAAAAGGAGAGAAACUAAGAGAUAGAAAUGAAAUGGACAAAAGUAAGGCAAGCAGUUCUUCAUCAAAGCUAGUAGGUCACUCUGGUCCUAUUUUUGGCUUAAGCUUUAGUCAUGAUAACCAAUAUCUUAUAUCAUGUUCAGAAGACAAAACAGUAAGAUUAUGGUGCCUUAAAACAUACAAGAAUCUGGUAUGCUACAAAAGUCACAACUAUCCAAUUUGGGAUGUAGAUUUUGGACCAUACGGAUUUUACUUUGCUACUGCCUCACAUGAUCGGACAGCAAGAUUAUGGAGUUGUGAUCAUGUGCAUCCUUUACGAAUAUUUGCAGGGCAUUUAUCAGAUGUGAAUACAGUAAAGUUCCACCCGAAUUCUAAAUACCUUGUCACUGGAUCUUGUGAUAAAACGGUACGACUGUGGGAUGUUCAAAGAGGUACAUGUGUUCGAGUAUUCACUGGGCACACUGGCUCAGUUCAUGCAGUGGCCAUAUCACCCAAUGGUCGCUGGAUGGCAUCUGCAGGAGAAGACACUAAUAUUAUACUAUGGGACUUGGGAAGUGGCAGACGGCUCAAGACGAUGACAGGACAUACAGGGUUUAUUUAUUCUAUUACAUUUAAUGCAGAUAGUACCAUUCUUGUCUCGGGAAGUGGAGAUGGGACUGUGAGGGUGUGGGAUGUGAAUAAAAACACACCAAAUGAAUUUAGAGAAGAGCAAUCGUCAGAUUUUAAAAGGACAAAGCUGAAUGGGAAAGCAAAGGAUAAAAAAGACAAGAUGAAGCCAUUACUCAUGGAUUUGAACGCAAAAAAGAGCAAGAGGAACAUGUUGGAAAGUGAUGAUCACCUGUCAAUGUUCUCUACUAGAAACACACCAAUUUACAUUGUGCAAUUUACCAAGCGAAACUUAUGCUUAGCUGCUGGUGCAAAAACCCAUUUACCGGCAUUUGAUUUAUAA
Messenger RNA from Rhizopus microsporus ATCC 52813, 1137 nucleotides. Its product is annotated as WD40 repeat-like protein. The annotation marks the transcript as partial. Gene Ontology annotation, biological process: transcription initiation at RNA polymerase II promoter. Gene Ontology annotation, molecular function: RNA polymerase II general transcription initiation factor activity; protein binding. The record is from RefSeq and is a predicted model, not a curated record. The transcript has 6 exons. NCBI's taxonomy places the organism in Eukaryota, Fungi, Mucoromycota, Mucoromycetes, Mucorales, Rhizopodaceae. Gene Ontology annotation, cellular component: transcription factor TFIID complex.